This is a messenger RNA of Thecamonas trahens ATCC 50062, 954 nucleotides long. RefSeq lists its product as uncharacterized. The transcript has a single exon. Gene Ontology annotation, molecular function: RNA binding. The record is from RefSeq and is a predicted model, not a curated record. NCBI's taxonomy places the organism in Eukaryota, Apusomonadida, Apusomonadidae. Gene Ontology annotation, biological process: mRNA splicing, via spliceosome. Gene Ontology annotation, cellular component: U2-type spliceosomal complex. Bases 1 to 954 code for a protein of 317 amino acids.
AUGCCACGCGCCAAGGCUGCUGCACCAGCUCGUCAGGGCUCGGACAAGGCCCGCGAUGGCGCUGUCCAGGCAACCAAGGUCGUAGUGUAUCGUGCUGGUGCGGCGCCGGCUGCCGCGGCGGGCGCUGCCGCUGCUCCCAAGGGCACCGACCUCAUGGAUGCUGUCCGCCGCCGCAGGGCCCGGGCGGCAGGAACAGGCGUGGCACCACCUGUUGCAGGCAAUGCUCCGCCAACAGCCUCUGGGCGUCGUCGUAGGCGCCGCCGCAAGCGCCGUGGCGAGCAGCCUGCUGCGACUCGGCCCAGCCCUGUGGCCGCGCCGACGGCGUCGGCCCCGCCGCCGCCGCCGACGGCGACGACGGCGGCUGCGGGCCAGGUGGAGAUCCGCCAGCUUGGCGGCGCGUCGUCAUCGUCGUCGUCAUCGUCAUCGUCGGGUGUGGCAGCCCGGCGGAGGGCGGCCUUUGCUGCGGCGCAGCAGAGCGCAACAGAGCGGGCGGCGGCGGCGGCGACUGUGGCGCCGCGCCGCAGCGACUCGUAUUCGUACGGCUCAUACGGCUCGUAUGGUGGGUACUCGAGCGAUAGUAGCUCGGGCUCGGGGUAUGACUCGUCCGCUUCGUCGUCGUCAGGCGGUGGCGCUGCGCUGGCGGUCAAGCCGGUAUUCAUCCCACGAUCUGUGCGUGGAAAUGGGCCUGCGAGCGAGAAGGCCAAGGCCAAGGCCAAGACGGCAGAUGCCAUGCUGACUGCUUCUGCCAAGCGCGAUAGUGAGCGGCGCGCCGAGUCGCGCCGCAUGGUUGAGGCCACAGUCAAGGCCGAGCUUGCUGCCGCCGCUGAGGCCGAGCAGGACUCGGACUUUGAGACCGAGUCGGACACUGCGUCCGAUGAUGGUGCCGAGCGUGAGGCCUGGAGGCUUCGCGAGCUCGCCCGAAUUGCUCGCUGGGUGCCCAAGGCUGUGUCGUAG